This is a messenger RNA of Cebus imitator (Panamanian white-faced capuchin), 3083 nucleotides long. It is a transcript of the gene TMEM156, whose product is annotated as transmembrane protein 156. The coding region runs from base 281 to 1165 and encodes 294 amino acids. The record is from RefSeq and is a predicted model, not a curated record. NCBI's taxonomy places the organism in Eukaryota, Metazoa, Chordata, Mammalia, Primates, Cebidae. The transcript is spliced from 8 exons.
CAUGAAUGUACUGGAAGGGAACACAUUUGUGUCAUGUGAAGAAACAUGACAAAAACAGCUCUCCUUAAAUUAUUUGUGGCAGUAGUGAUCACAUUCAUUUUAAUUUUGCCGGAAUAUUUCAAGACACUGAAAGUAGAGAUGGGGUUUCACCAUGUUGGCGAGGCUGGUCUCAAACUCCUGACCUUGUUAUCUGCCCACCUCAGCCUCUGAAAGUGCUGGAAUUACAGGUGUGAGCCACCACGCCCAGCUGAAGCACAGAUAAAUUCUUAGUGGAGGACAGAUGGGAGCCCCUUCUAUUGAAAGAACGUUGGAACUAUCAUGUCUGGAAGUGUGUUCACAAUCUAAUUUCACCUAUUCACUCUCCUCCUUAAAUUUUUCCUUUGCGACUUUUCUGAAACCAGUGAGGGAAACUCGGAUUAUCAUGAGAAUCUUUCUAAAUCCCUCCAAUUUUCAUAACUUCACCAGAACUUGCCAAGAUAUCACAGGUGAAUUUAAAAUGUGCUCCUUGUGUUUCAUUUGUGAGUCUAAAGGAAACAUGGAUUUUAUUUCUCAGGAACAAACAUCAAAAGUUCUUAUCAGGAGAGGAUCAAUGGAAGUGAAAGCAAAUGAUUUUCGUUCACCUUGUCAGCACUUUAACUUCACUGUAGCUCCUCUAGUUGAUCACUUGGAGGAAUAUAACACUACUUGUCAUCUGAAAAAACACACUACAACAUCAACAAUCAUGGAGGAAGAGCCCAGCAAGGAGAACUCUAUAACCCAUCCUUGUAGAAUCAUGGAAUACCUGAAUGAGUGUAUACACAUUUCUUUGCACCUAGAGAUGGAUAUAAAAAGUAUCACUUGUUCUAUAAAGAUCACUUGGUAUGUUUUAGUUCUAUUAGUUUUUAUAUUUUUGAUUGUCCUCAUUAUCUGCAAAACACUUGAAGGCCACAGAAGAGUGCAGAAGUGGCAGAGUCAUCAAGACAAACCUACAUCUGUUCUCUUAAGAGGAAGUGAUUCUGAGAAACUGAGAGCAUUGAAUGUGCAGGUCAUUUCAGCAGAGACCAUGCAGAGGCUACCCUUGAAUCAGAUCCAGGAAGUGCUUCCCCCAAUACCGGAACUAGAAGUUACUUUCACAGUGCAUCACAAAGAUCAAUAUACACGAAUAUCCCUGGGCAAUUUGGAUUGAGCCAUUUGGAAGAAUACUCAUAAUUUUAUUCUGUGAAUGAGUAGACUGGAAAAUGUUUGGGUCCAGCUGAGGAUGCGCAGUUGGAAAGGAGGAGGAAUGCUGGCUGGUUGGUGAAAACUAGCUCAAGAGCAUUCAUUUGACCCAUGAGAUCAAGGGAACAAGAGUUUUUGCAAGAAGCCAUUAUGAGUCAUGGAAAACAAGCUGAUGAAACCCAUGGAAACAGCAAGAGAAUUCCUACUCUCUCUGUUUUUAAAAAAUCUGUCAUUAUACAGCACAGAACGGAGCCAACAUUUUAAUUUUGAGGAACCAAAAACAGGAUCAAGUAUGAAAACCCUUUCUUUUAUUGGCCCACAUUGUAAAUGCUGAUUUGAUAAUUUUUUCCUAUACAGGUGGAUUAUUUCUAUUUUACAGAUUAUUUAAGAGUGCCUGAGUUGUUUGUUUAUACGUUUGUUUGCAUUUAUGAAUCUUGCCACCUUUUGGCACCAGGAUGUUUUUAAAAAAUUCAAAGAUACCAAAAUAAAAUGAAUUUAAAUAAAAUACUUAAGAACUUUAAUAGCAAAACGCUUCGUUUGAUUCUUUUGGCUUUUAUAUUUGUUAUAGCCAUUAUUAAUGUCAACAAUAAUUAUAGUUAUUAAUACCAAUUAAAAGCACAUAUAGACAAGAGGGCAGCUUUUAACAUUAAAAUAUAAAAAUGCUUUCCCAGAGUUAAAGUGGAGCUUACUCUCCUGGUCAAUUUUCUAUGGUUGAAAUUGCUUAUCUGAGUUGAUUUACAGGGUUAACUGCAGGGUCAGAUUUGAUAAUCAGUGAUGGGGUUCAGGACCUGCUACCCCAAAAUACGGCAUCUUGCCAAACUGGAUUUUUUAAGCUGAAGGAAUUUGAGAAAAUGGCAAAUUUUAAGUGGAAAGAUUACUCUGACCUUCCUCUGCCUCCUCUCUCCCCAGAAGCAGGUAAUAAAAUCUUUGCUUGCCUUCCUCUAAAACACAUCAUAGGACCUUCAUGUGAGAGGUGCUCUUCCUAUAUCCACAGAGGAAAGGCGGCUCCCUGUCUCCCAAGACACAGGGAUGCAGAGGAGAAUCUGAACAAAUGGGCCUUGCUAAGUUUUCCUCGGUUUGUCAGGUCUCCAUAUGCAAGCCUGGAGCCUGAAAGUCUAAAGUCCUGCUUGCCUCGGCUAAUGUCUCCUAUCCCUGCCUGCAUUCGCCCAACAGAGCUUCCCCGACAAGCCCCUCACCCAACCCUGCCAUUUUAACUGCUUAUGAUAAUGUAAAUACCUCUCACCCAACCCUGCCACUGUAACUGAACUUGUGGUCAUGUAUAUUCCUUGCCCCUAACUCCCAACCACUAUAACUGAACUUACUCAGCAACACCCCUGCCCCGCAAAAAAACUACGCAAACCUAUAAAACCAACUCCUAUCCCACUGCCCUUUGCUAAUGCCCUUUUCGGCCUUAGCCCACCUGCACCCAGGUGAAUAAACAGCCAUGUUGUUCACACAAAGCCUGUUUAGAAGGUCUCUUUGUUCAAAGCGCACAUUUUUCAACAAGAUCUAACACUCUUUUUGCCUGAUCAUAUUUCUCCAAGUCUCUCUCCAUUCUUCCUCAAAUCUACUACUAAAAACACUCAAGUUUAACUGUUUCUUCUGAUCUUCGCUUCCUAAUGAUGGCCCUUGUGUGACGUAGAACUUAUUUAAAUAAAUAAGUAUGUUUUUCUCUGGUUAAUCUUUUUUUAUAGAGGCUUCAGCUCUGAAUUUCAAAUGGUUAAAGGAAAAGAUAUUUUUCCCUUCCUACAUCAGCAGCCUAAGAGGCAUGAAUAUUCCAGCACACAGAGGUUUUUUUUUUUUUUUUUUUUCUGGUACUGGAUUAUUUUUUUCUCUAGAUUACAAAUUGAGAUUCUAAUUGUAAAAUUUAGAGAUUGAAGAUUUGG